AUGAAGAACAAUGGUAAAAAUCCUAUUGAUUCUUCAAUUCAUGUCAAUUCUGAUGAAGACAGAGUAUAUGUCAACUCUCAUGAAGAAAAUGUAGAUGUUAUGGAGGUUGUUACCUGGGAGGCUAGUGAAGAAUUUGAUGUUGGACUUUCUCCAUUUAAAAAUGUCCAACGAAACUGUGAAGAAAUCGGUUUGGUAGAUUAUGUAACUGAUGAUACAACAGGCUACACAUCGAACAAUGAAAUUCGGAAUGAUGAAAUUACAGCUAUUGAUCAAGCAGGACAGUGCUUAUCAAUAUCACCAGGUACUACUAAGUGGUAUACUCCAGUAGUCGAAGAAGUUAUCAAGCCCGUUAUAGGAUCUGUGUAUCCGUCAUUGGAAGUAGCAAAAUCGAUAUACCAAAAAUAUGCUAAGUCGGCUGGUUUUGAGUUUAGUUACGAUCUUCUUAAUAAUACCACGUUUAAGAAACAAUUUUUCAAGCUCGUAUGGAACAUUCACAUAUCACCUGAUGAGUUUGAGAGUAGAUGGAUGGUUCUUAUCSAGGAGUUCUCCCUUCAAGAUCAUCCAUGGUUGAAAGAUAUGUUUGCUCUAAGAUCUCAGUGGAUACCCGCGUAUUUUAAAGAGCUUCCAAUGUGUUGCCUUAUGAAGACAACAUCCAGGUCAGAAAGUGCGAACUCAUUCUUUAACUCUUUUUCAAAAAGUGGAAACAAUCUUUUUCAGUUUAUGUUGGRGUUUGAAUUUGCGUUGGAGAAACAACGUCGGGAGCAACGUCGUCUUGAUUAUCACACGAGAACUACCUUACCUAAUUGGUUGACCUAUAGCCAGCUGAAGAGGCACGCCUGUGAGAUUUACACGCGUUCUGUAUUUUUUGAGGUGCAAACCGAGAUACACAGGGCUGCGUGGACAUGUUCAAUUAAAAGUGUCAAUUCAAAUGAGGAAGCAGAAACAUAUAUAAUUGAACAUUUAGACAAAAGAGAURAGAAAAUAGCAGAGUAUAAGGUUGUUCGGAACUUGAAGGAUUCUACCGUUUUUUGUAGUUGCAACCACAUUGGUCGUCAUGGUUAUUUAUGCAGACAUGUGUUCAAAGUUUUGCUAAACGCCGGUGUUGAUACUAUACCUGAAGAAUACAUUUUGAGAAGAUGGAGACGUGACCUUAUACCUAUUGAACUUCAAAACAGMCGUCAAAGAAUAUGCGACGUAGGGGAGGAUCAACGGAGAAUAAUUAAYGAUACAUAUGAAAUCGUCGAUGAUGUGUUGGAUAUAUUAARARAUGACAAWGAAAAACUAGAAUCAUUUGUGGCUAMACUCARAGAAAUGAGAGAURAUGUAGCMAAAGAUCGCACAUAUGAACCUUCRAUGAAACGUAAAGAGCGUGRAAUAGAACAAAUUCUUGGUUUUACAAGACCURAUAACAUUGAGAUACAUYCUGCUACCGGUAUAAGAAACAAAGGWUGUGGUACGUCAAAAAGAUUGAUUGGUGCAGCUGAGAAAGCAACAKUGAAGAGUAGCAGGCCUAAGAGGAUGUGUAGGGGAUGCAAUAUGAUGUCUAAUCAUGAUAUCCGUAACUGUCCAAAUAAGACAAAGUAG
Messenger RNA from Cynara cardunculus var. scolymus (artichoke), 1584 nucleotides. RefSeq names its product protein FAR1-RELATED SEQUENCE 5-like. Gene Ontology annotation, molecular function: zinc ion binding. The transcript has 4 exons. Gene Ontology annotation, biological process: regulation of DNA-templated transcription. The record is from RefSeq and is a predicted model, not a curated record. Lineage: Eukaryota; Viridiplantae; Streptophyta; Magnoliopsida; Asterales; Asteraceae. The coding region runs from base 1 to 1584 and encodes 527 amino acids.